This is a messenger RNA of Sorex araneus (European shrew), 1398 nucleotides long. RefSeq names its product melanoma-associated antigen 8-like. Gene Ontology annotation, biological process: negative regulation of transcription by RNA polymerase II. The transcript has 4 exons. Gene Ontology annotation, cellular component: nucleus. Lineage: Eukaryota; Metazoa; Chordata; Mammalia; Eulipotyphla; Soricidae. The record is from RefSeq and is a predicted model, not a curated record. Bases 1 to 1398 code for a protein of 465 amino acids.
AUGCAGCAACAGCUCAUCUACGAUUGCAGCCAGCAGCCACCGGGGCCGCAGCUCUCGUCCGCCCCUUUUUCCUGGGGCUCAGCCAUUUCGUCAAGGGCUGGAGAGGAAGCCAUUGCCGGAGACCACGAGGGCCUUCUGUCCUACCAGAGGGGACCCGCAGAGGCCGGCGGGGAGCUGACGAGACCCGGGGUCUUGCGGGACUGGUUUGGGGGACGGUCUGCCCAGGAGGACAGAGCGUGUGAGAGUAAGAGCACCACUUUCGAGGAUCCAGUAUCAUCUACUCACCUCUUUCCUGUGAACCGUGUCAUCAUGCCUGGCUGUCAGAUCAAUGACUUGAUGAAGCCUGAGGAAGAACAUCAGGCACAAAGAGAUGAACCUGUCCUGGAAUUGGGACAGCCAAACUGGAGUGAUGAAGAAGACUCCAGCUCCUCGUCCUCGUCCUGCUCUUUCUCCCUGUGCUCUUCCUGGUCCUCAUCGGACUUCUUGUCUUCCUCCUCCUCUUACCUCUCCUUGUCCUAUUCCUCCCUCUCUUCCUCCUCUCUCCCGGAUGUGGAAGUUACUGAAGAGGAGGUUUCUGGGGAACUCAUCGUUCCCCCAAAUAUCCCCAGUCCUGUCCCCUCUCCCUGCUCUGGGGACAGCACUGCAGAGAUGCAGGCCCAGGGGGAGAGCUCCAGCCACGCUGGAGAGGGGCCGAGUAGCGUGCAGGGGGCAGAAGUCUCUGAGCCAUGUGGCCUUGAGGUGUUGUAUGGGAAGGUGGCUGAGAUGGUGGGGCUCCUGCUGCUCAAGUAUAUCUCUCAGGAGCUCCUCUCCGAGGCCGACAUGCUGAGUGUCGUGUGCCCUGAUGAGCCCGAGCUCUUGCCCGUCCUCUUCCCGCAGGCCCGUGAGUGUUUGGAGCUCACCUUUGGCAUUGAGGUGGUGGAAUUGGAUCCCCAGCAGCACACCUAUGUCCUGGUCACUUCCCUGGACUUCCGCCACGCCAAGGCCACGUGCCCCGACUCUGGCAUGCUGCAGAGCUGCCUGCUGCUCUUUGUCUUGGGCGUCAUCAGUCGGGAGGGAGACUGGGCCUCGGAGGAGGCCAUCUUGAAUGCACUCAGUAGGCUUGGCUUGCAGGCUGGGGAGCAGCACGCCAUCUUUGGGGAUCCCAGGGAGCUCCUCAGCAAUGUGUGGGUACAGGAGCAGUACCUGGAGUGCAGGCAGGUGCUGGGCAGUGAUCCCCCACGCUCUGUGUUUCUGUGGGGCCCCAGCGCGCAUGCUGCCACCCUCAAGGUGAAAGUCCUGGAGUUCUGGCUCAGUGCCAAGAGCAGGGCUCAGGACUCCUUCCACCUGCUCGAUGAGACUGAGAAGGAGGAGCCGGCUGAGCUGGGAUUACAGAACAUUGAGAAAGCAGGGCGGGAUUAG